AUGGCUUCAACAGACGAACAAGUCCAAUUUCCCUUGACAAACAAACAAGCCGCUUGUGAUAUUGAUGGUGUUCAUACUGAAGUCCUUGUUACUGGAUUCGCUGACAAGAUCUUUAUUGUGGUGACUCAAUUUGGCAGAAUUGGCAGUUUGAUUCGAACCACCGUCGACAUUGCACCCCAUCUCGCCACGAACCCUUCUUCAGUUCCCACCACUUCACAGUUUUUAUUUGGUGAGUCGUCUGGACCCCAAAGCGACUUGUACAUGCUAUACGCGUCGUCUAUUGCACAAGCAGUGGCAGCGAUGAAUCCACAUGAGAAACGACCCAUCCUCCUUGGUAUCGCACUCAAGCCCUUGGAUGAAAUGGCAGAGCAACGUAAAGUGUUCAACAAGGUGAUCGACAAGGUCAUGGCAUGCCCCGUUUGGUAG
Lichtheimia ornata is the source of this 426-nucleotide messenger RNA. RefSeq lists its product as uncharacterized. Bases 1 to 426 code for a protein of 141 amino acids. The transcript has 2 exons. Lineage: Eukaryota; Fungi; Mucoromycota; Mucoromycetes; Mucorales; Lichtheimiaceae. Gene Ontology annotation, biological process: proteasome assembly. The record is from RefSeq and is a predicted model, not a curated record.